AUGGCGACCGAAGAGGGCCCGACUCUUGCGGCUCUGAAGUCAUGGAAAUCAUCAUUGAGUCCUCUCAGAGUCGAUAUCGUCGGUGACUUCGCCGGGAAGGAGCUCUUCGCCAUCCAUGGCGAGUCGCUCGUUGCCCACUGCGUUGUGCAGGCCAAAGCCGACUUCAAAGAUGGCUUUCAACUACUCCACGCGGUUCAUGCCGUCGAGACAUUCCUCAGCAAGCUGCAGGAGCGCGGUUGCAACUUCCAUGUCCUCUGGUUCGACAGCCAAGAGCAGCUUUGCGUGCCGCACGAUGUUCUCGAGAAAAACCGACACAAGUACCUGUUGACGCGUGCCGUUCUCAUGGAGCAUCUGCGCACUCCGAAGCCCCGCGAGCAAAAGACCAGAAAUCCUUGGACGGAAGAUUCGUCAGACGAUUCGUGGGAUGCUUCGACGGAUCCUCCAACGGACCCCAUCAGGAAUGGAACACCCAUGAGCUUUGUUUUCUCUACCAUCCAAAGCAAGGAAUUCGAAGAGUACAUGGAGAAGAACUGUCUUCACUUCGUGAUGUGUUCUCAGGGAAGCGACUUCGACUCGACGCCUGAGGUGAACGACGGCGUCGGUAGCGGCAAUCACCUCAAGGCCAUGCGUUUGUUCGCCGACCAGGGACACAACCUCGCAUUCAUGGAUGAUAUUGAGUUCCGGAGUUCCAAGGUCUACACUCAUGUCGUCACGUCGGCGCGUUCCGAAGAUCCCAUCGAAGUGACUGAACCCGCGCCCCGCAGCAUCACGACUGAUGGGUGGGUCGAGUUUGCAUCGAAAAUCGACGACUGGUCGGAACUCGAACCUGUUCAUCUCAAUGAUACCACGGAAGUCAGGGUGCGAGAUGUGAUCGCUUUUGUUGCGUGUGCCACUUUGUACUCGGCGAAGCCCGACGCUGCUACUGAGCAGUGUGUUACUGCUUUUCUUAUCCACAUUGAACUUCUUGAACACACUGAGCUGGCUCAACGAUCCUGUGGUCCGCUCGAGGAGAGCAUCCUGGAUGAUGUCGCUUCGUUUCUCGAAGGGUUCUCGAACAUCGCCAUCCCAAUGAUUCGGAAGUGGAUGGUUAGCCGCAAGUCCAUGGGUACGCAUGUCAACUGGAGAGUCUUCGACCUGGUGGACGGACGGGUCUUUCUGCACAUUUUGCAAAAGCUUCAAUCUAUGAAACUGGCUGUGAAGUUUCAUCAUUUUGAAUAUUAUGACAGAAGAAUCCGCCACCUUGUCGAUGUGGAUAUGGGGCGCCUCCUGUCUCAACAAGACCCCCCGAACGAGCAGCCUGCGUCGAAAGCCGCCCCCAACUUCGAACUCCUCAACAUUGAGCUGAAAAAGACACGCGCCGCCAACCAAGUACUGCCUUUCAGCCAUCCCGUGUUGGACUCGUACUUGGAGGAGAUCUGGCUUGACACCGACGAAGAGUGGCAGCAGUCAUCUACCGGCUCCAAGAUCUUCCAGGAACUCACACACUGGCAUAAUGCGAAGAGGCCGAUCGACGCUAAAGCCCCAAGCAAGCCGAUGGAAUGGCGGGCCCAAAGAAGAAUGCAGAGAUUCAUGGCGGAUACCAUGAAGUAUUCGGCUAGCUUGACUAAUGCUUCUGGCAAGAACAUCGAGCCAGAGCCUAUUGUUGCUCAUGGCACCCGCAACAACGGCCAAGCAGACAACGGAAAAGACGAUGCGGAGGCGAACUCCUGGAAGAAGCAGCUUUCAAAGAAAGACGCCGCUAAAGCAGUCAAGCGCGGCGCAGGAAGUGGAACGAACAAUGCUCGAAAAGCAGUCGAGGAACUCAAGAAUGCCAGACUGGAUUCGAGAGGUGCUGCAGUUGUCACCUUCUUUGCACAGCAAUGCCAGAAUUUCAACAAGAUCCAGUCGCCCGCGAAGAGAUAUCUGAAGGCAAACAGAUACAUGCUGGGUCUUUCGGAUCAAGACAGACAGACAUUUGGGGGAGAGUUAUUGCUGUACAUUUGCGAGACGUUGUUGGAGCUCCUCGGCGAGCCGCCGUUCAUCGCCAAAGAUAUGAGCAUCAUCGCCCUCCUUCGUUCCCAUUUGUCGCUCAUGAAUACCGUGCCUCUUACCAAACCAACAAGGAGGCACCUCGAAUCCCUUGCACGCGCCAUGCGGCUCCCGCCGCCUCCCAGCUCCGAUUCCACAGCCAUCGACCGCCCGAUCCCCUUCGCAAGCAAGACGGCUAUCGCGAAAGAGGUUCUGAAGAGAGGGUUCUUUGAGGAGAGGACAGCUCGCAAGUUCCAGUUGGAGCAUUGCGGCCCGUAUCUGGAACGAAGCUUCGACUCUGCCCCCGAUGGCCGUGUGCCCUUUGCACCAGAUGCCUGGCAGAGAAAGGUGCUCGACGCAAUCGACGAAGAUAAGAGCCUCUUCGUGGUGGCCCCAACUUCUGCUGGAAAGACAUUUAUCUCAUUCUACGCCAUGAAGAAGGUCCUCCAAGCCAACGACGACGACGUUCUUGUAUAUGUCGCUCCUACAAAGGCGCUUGUAAACCAGAUCGCGGCCGAGAUCCAGGGUAGGUUCUCAAAGACGUACCACACCGCCGGCCGAUCUAUCUGGGCAAUCCAUACCCGCGAUUACCGCAUCAAUAACGCGACUGGCUGCCAAGUACUUGUCACUGUUCCUCAUAUUCUGCAGAUCAUGCUCUUGGCCCCUUCCAAUUCCAAGAAGCCAAAUUCUUGGUCUCACAGAGUGAAGCGCAUCAUCUUCGACGAAGUUCACUGCAUCGGUCAGGCCGAAGACGGCAUCAUCUGGGAGCAACUUCUGCUUUUGGCCCCCUGCCCCAUUAUUGCAUUAUCUGCGACGGUCGGAAACCCUCUCGAGUUCAAGGAGUGGGUGGCUGGGACCCAGAAGGCAAAAGGCUUUGACCUUGAGAUGGUUGUCCACUCUGCGAGAUACUCGGAUCUGCGAAAGUUCAUGUACCAGCCCCCAGACAUGGAGCAGUGGAAGUUUGAUGGUCUUGAACCCGUUGAACGUCUUCCCACACCUGGUCUGGAUGUCGACGGCAUUCGCUCCGACCGAUUUGUGUUCGUGCAUCCAGUUGGCAGUAUCGUCGACAAGAGCAAAGACACGUUGAAUGAUAUUAGUCUGGAGCCGCGUGACUGCCUUCAACUCUGGAACGCGAUGAUCGAGUGUGCCAACGAUUCAUAUCCUGUUGACCGCAGACUUGACCCCGCCACCGCCUUACCUGAAGUCAUCAGGAAAUCUGAUGUGGUGGAAUGGGAGGUUUCUCUCAAAGAGCAACUGCACACGUGGAUGGCUGAUCCAUCUUCGCCUUACUCCGACUUGCGCAAGAAAUUUGAUACCUCUUCGAAGCCUAGCACAGAUGUCAAGAAGACCAUCGAAACGACGUUUCCUCUUCUGAUCGAUUUGCGAUCCCGAGGAGCCUUGCCGGCCAUCCUCUUCAACUACGACCGCGUGGGAUGCGAAAUGAUUCUCUCCGAGGUUCUUCAGAGACUGGAGAAAGCAGAGGAGAAGUACCGCACAGAGAGCGCCGAAUGGCACAAGAAGCUGAAGUCUUAUCAAAAAUGGCAAGAUGGCCUCGCAGCGAAAAAGCCAAAGUCCACCAAAGCCUCUGGCAGCCGUCGAGAUGACAAAGAUGACGGCACGGCUUUCGGCAAGUUGGAUCAUGUCCGAGAGGAUUCGAGCCAGGAGGCUAGCCAGUGGGCAAGCUUCGAUCCCUCGGCUCCUAUCGAGCAGUUCAGCUUCGCAGACUCGACAAAGCUUUCGAGAGAAGAGCUCGAGGAGAUGAUUGAAAAUUUGGCAUAUGCCAACAUCAAGAAGCCUAUUUUGACCGCGCUGCGUCGAGGGCUGGGUGUCCACCAUGCGGGCAUGAACAGGCAGUACCGUCAGGUGGUGGAAAUGCUCUUCCGCAAGGGUUUCUUGACCGCCGUCAUUGCAACAGGUACUCUGGCGCUCGGUUUGAACAUGCCAUGUAAGACGGUCGUCUUCGCAGGCGACUCCCCCUUUCUGACAGCCCUCAAUUAUCGUCAAGCGUCGGGUCGCGCUGGUCGCCGAGGCUUCGAUCUCCUCGGCAAUGUCGUCUUCCACGGAAUCCGCCAUCAACGAGCGAUGGAGAUUAUGUCGUCUCGCUUGCCCGACUUGAGAGGCCAGUUCCCGAUGUCUGUCACUCUGAUUCUGCGCCUCUUUGGCCUCUUGCAUGGUACGAACGACUCCGACUUUGCGACAAAGGCAGUCCAAUCUCUUUUGACGCAGACUCGCCUCUUCCUCGGGGGUCCGUCCUCUCAACUGUCGAUCAAGCGCCAUCUGCGUUUCUCGAUUGAAUAUCUCAGAAGACAACACCUUCUAUCUGCCAACGGAGCCCCUCUCAACUUUUCUGGUCUCGUGGGGCAUCUGUACUUCACUGAGAACGCUGCCUUUGCUUUCCACUCUCUGUUGAAAGGAGGAUACCUGCAUGAGCUGUGCGAAGACGUGAACGACAUCAGCAAGCGCAAGGAUAUGCUUCUGGAGCUACUGAAGGUUCUGUGCCAUCUGUUUUGUCGCAUCCCUUGCUUCCGCUUUAUGAACAAGGAAUGGCUCGAGAAGGUCGUUCAUCGAUCCCCAUCUGUUGUCAUCCUCCCCAAGCUCCCGGAAACAGCUGAGCGACUCCUCACUGAUCAUAAUCGAGAGACCCUGAACAUCUUUCUGAUCUACGUCCGGAGCUACAUCAGGAAGCAUCUCAGAAAUGCCCCAGACGAUGUUCUGCCUUUCACGAAGCGACGGGUCCAACCUCGUUGUGACUCCGCCUGGCACGAUAUGUCAGCAAUCAAUAUUCCGAUUCUCCCGGCAACUACCAUCCGAUCCCCAUUCGCGGCACUGUCCGGCUUUGCAGACGAUUUUGAAACCAUUCACGAGUUGUGCGAGACGGUUCGAAGCGGAGUUUUCCUUGAGGAGGAGUCCAUUCCGUACAUCCCGAUUACACCUGCCGAAAUCAACAACGUGCCGUUUAACGCAUACAUCUUGGAUUUCUUCAAGCACGGCGACAUGGAAGCCCUGGUACGUGACAACGGAAUCAAGAGAGGCGACGUGUGGUUCCACCUCAAGGACUUUUCCCUCAUUCUGGCGACAAUCGUUACUAGUCUGGCGAACUUCCUCGACAAGAGUGGUGCCGAGUUUGAUGAUGCAUCGAUGAUUGACGUCAUGGAUGUUGCGGAUAUUAUUGAUGGAGAAGCCGACAACGCGGAAGAUGGAUGCUUCUACGACACACGAACUUCAGAGACCUCUGCGUCAGUCGGUAAGGCCCAGAAACUCAGGCCCAAGCCAAAGCCGAAGAGCGAGGAAGAAGUUCCAGAGUCUUGGAUGGACAGCGGUGGUUCGGAAAACGAUGCUGACGACUCCUCUGACAUGAAUGCCAGCACGGACGAGUCUUCUGGGGACCCUCCCAGCCGGGAUGAAGAUGAUGGAACAGGUUUGGUGAAAGUGUACCGGGCAUUCAGACUCUUGCAGGAGGAGUUUGAUGAGAAAUUCCGCAAGGUCUGGGCUUGA
Molecule: messenger RNA, 5502 nt
Organism: Colletotrichum siamense
Lineage: Eukaryota; Fungi; Ascomycota; Sordariomycetes; Glomerellales; Glomerellaceae
Product: putative helicase
Exons: 6
Coding region: 1-5502 (1833 amino acids)
Cellular component (GO): cytoplasm
Molecular function (GO): nucleic acid binding; ATP binding
Source: RefSeq, a predicted model, not a curated record